GCUGAAUCCAAUGGGUGGCUGCCCUGAGUUGAAGUACUCUGCACCGGGUUCAAUCUAACGCUUGCAACUGAACGUGCUCGGUGUGGUGGAGGGACCUGAAAACUGUGCCUGACCACGUGGCCAGAUCCCAGGAGGGUCAACUCCAGGUUUGAGCCAUGCCUGAGAAAGUGGCCUUAACCUCGUCUCCACCCUGAACACUAUAGGAAGUCACUGGGACCCCGUUCGUACGGAGAUCUCUGUCCUCCAGCUUUUCAAGACAUAAGCAGUGCUGCUAUGGAAAAGGGAAGCCUAAUUUCCCAUGCCUCGUCCCUUUUCUGGGAAGGGCAUGGCGUGCCGUGGGCACCACAUCUGCUCCAGCGUCCUGGGGAGAAAACACCGCAGCCUUCCCCGCCUCCUGAAAACCGUCAUUCUCCAGAUCACAGAACUGUGUGGUGCCAAGCGAGUUGGUUAUUUUGGUCCGACACAGUUUUACGUUGCCUUGAAAUUAAUUGCUGCAGCACAAUCUGGCCUCCCUGUGCGGAUAGAGAGUAUUAAAUGUGAAUUGCCGCUGCCUCGCUUUAUGAUGUCAAAGACUGAUGGUGAGAUACGAUUUGGGAACCCGGCUGAACUGCUUGGAACUAAGAUGCAGAUUCCAUAUUUAAUCACGGAAAAAAAUACCUUCAAAAGAAUGGACGAUGAGGAUAAACAGCAGGAAACACAGUCUCCCACGAUGUCACCCCUCGCUUCCCCUCCUUCUUCCCCGCCUCAUUACCAGAGGGUGCCCUUGAGCCAUGGCUACAGCAAACUGCGGAGCAGCACGGAGCAGAUGCAUCCAGCUCCUUAUGACGCUAGACAGCCUCUUGUCCAGCCUGAGGGAGCCUCAACGGGAGGCCCAGGAGCCAAGCCCCCUCGGCAUCAGACUUCCCUUAUCCGGUCCUUUUCAGUGGAGAGAGAACCACAGGAUAACAACAGUAAUUACCCGGAUGAACCCUGGAGGAUAACAGAAGAGCAGCGAGAGUACUAUGUUAAUCAGUUCCGAUCCCUUCAGCCCGACCCGAGUUCCUUCAUUUCAGGUUCUGUGGCCAAGAACUUCUUCACCAAAUCAAAGCUUUCCAUUCCAGAACUCUCCUAUAUAUGGGAACUGAGUGAUGCCGAUUGCGAUGGAGCCCUGACCCUGCCUGAGUUUUGUGCUGCGUUUCAUCUCAUUGUGGCCCGGAAGAACGGCUACCCACUGCCUGAGGGCCUACCUCCAACUCUGCAGCCAGAGUACCUGCAAGCAGCCUUUCCGAAGCCCAAGUGGGAGUGUGCGUUAUUUGAUUCUUAUUCUGAGUCAAUGCCAGCAAACCAACAACCCCGGGACUUGAAUCGGAUGGAGAAGCUGUCUAUUAAAGACAUGGCUGACUUUCCUGUCCCUAUCCAAGAUGUGACUGGUGAUGACAAACAAGCUUUGAAAAAUACUGUGGAUGAAGUCUUACCAAAGGACAUGUCCGAGGAUCCAGCCACUCCCAAGGAUUCCAACAGUCUCAAAGCAAGACCAAGAUCCAGAUCUUACUCUAGCACCUCCAUAGAAGAGGCCAUGAAAAGGGGUGAGGACCCUCCCACCCCACCACCGCGGCCACAGAAAACCCAUUCCAGAGCCUCCUCCUUGGAUCUGAAUAAAGUCUUCCAGCCCAGUGUGCCAGCCACUAAAUCAGGAUUGUUACCUCCACCACCCGCGCUCCCUCCGAGACCUUGUCCAUCACAGCCUGAACAAGCAUCUGAGGCCGAGUUACACCCCCAGCUGAACAGAGCCCCCUCCCAAGCUGCAGAAAGUAGUCCAACAAAGAAGGACUUACCAUAUUCUCAGCCCCCAUCAAAGCCCAUCCGUAGGAAAUUCCGACCUGAAAAUCAAGCUACAGAAAACCAAGAGCCUUCUACCACUGUAGGUGGGCCAGCUUCUGUAGCAGCCGCGAAACCCCAUCCAACAGUCCAAAAACAGUCUUCCAAACAGAAGAAGGCUAUUCAAACUGCUAUCCGCAAAAAUAAAGAGGCAAAUGCAGUGCUGGCCCGCUUGAACAGUGAACUCCAACAGCAGCUCAAGGAGGUUCAUCAAGAACGGAUUGCAUUGGAAAACCAAUUGGAACAACUUCGUCCAGUCACUGUGUUAUGACUCCCAAGAUUCAAGUAACAGUGGUGACCUUUUCUGCCAAGGUCUUUCCUUUGAAUUUUUCAACCCAACUACUUGUCAAAGAUGUCUGAGACUGUGUCAAAAGCUGUGAGCAGCAGAAUAUAAUCCAUAUCACCUUUUCUCUUGUACUUCACUUGUGCGUUUGACUGUGGUGGAAAAAAUACAACUAGUUAUCACACUUGUAAUUGUCAGUGGAAUUUAUCUCCCUUUCUUAAGUACUUCCUUAAGGUGUUAGAUGUUGCUCCCUACCAAAAACCAAUCUUCUGGCAAAUAAAAACAAUUUAGAGAAUUAUUUAUUUAAAGGAUUUAUGAUUUGUACAAAACCUUAUAACUGAGUACCUUCAGGAUGCUUGUUUUAUUUUUGUAUGUAUAUCAUAUACAGUAGGUUGGUUUCCUGAAUAGUUGAGAUUCCAACUGGAUAGUCUUUGGCAUGAUGAUAAUAAAAGCUAAAAUAAAACAAAAGUAUCGGAUUUAGACUGGCGCUGUGCUCUCCACAACUAUAUGCCAAAAAUUGCUUCUCUAGUGCCAUUUUGAUAUUAUAUCUAGCUAUAAAUAAUACAUGACUGUUGUUUUCUAUUGAAUGGCAAAGAUUUACUGAGUCUUUACUCCUCCAUAAAGUGGAAGUUUCGUCAAUGAUCUAUUUAACUUGGCCCAACUAGACCAUCAACCCAGAUAACUCAUUCCUUUCAUGUAAAUUUUCAGGCAAGAGCAAUCUGCUUUAACUGCCUCGCCCAAUCAAAUUAAAUAAAUAGUUGCCAGACCUCUACUCUUAUCCUGCAUGGGAUAACAUAUCUGUAAAUGCAUGAAUUUGGAAACCACCUAUCAAAUAUGAAAGGCUGAUGAGACUGUUUGGACUGAUAAAUAUUUGGUGUUGAACCCCAAACUGAGGAAGAAGGGGAAAUGGUUGUUACCAGCAAUCCAACCAUCUCUGGUACUUAUUUUUGUCUUUGUUAUUUUAACCUGGAUUGUGAGUGUAUUGGGUAUGAAGAAAUAAUGAAAGCAAGCCAAUCCUCACACUGGAUAUACUACUGUUUUGUUCUCUGUGAAGCAUACCCUUAGGAGGUGAUUGGUUUAUGUACAGUCCAGAGGAGCCCAACUGACUCCAAUGUAAGUCAUGUAAAAUAGUAAGCUCAAAUUGCAGAAGCUAGUAUCCUAUAGAAAUUUAGAUAGCCACUGCUUCUCCUGAAAGCCCAAGUUGAAAGUGAGCAUUGACCAACCGUAGAGGGAUUGGGGCAAACCAGCUUUAACAUCACUUCCAGAGACUGAUGGAAGAAACGCUGUCUCUUGUACAUUUUGCUAAUUUACCCAUUCUUAGGACAGAGGGGUAGGGUGUGCCUAGGCUCCUUUUUGAAGUAGUUUCGGAUAGGUUUGCAGAAUGUAGGAUUAAGCCUUUGAUUUUGGUCGAGUUGAUGGCUUUUAGAAAAAGUAGGCAUUUAUUUAAUGCUUCCUUUUCCAUUGGCAAGCUUUAUCAAUAGCUUAAUAGCCGAAGAGAAAGGCUCAAACAGAUGAUAUUUUUCCAAAGAAAAACAAAUUGUUGAUUCUGUUCUAUGCAUAUUAAAGGAUUUUGCAUUGAUUUGAUUUUGGAAAUCACAAAACUUGAACUAUUUCUCUAUUGUACCUUUCCUUCCCUUUUGGCUGUCUCUUUUUGUCCUUGUGGGAAGGGUUUGGAGUCAGUUUAAACCCUUUCUAAGGUUGUGAAUGGGUCAUUGCAGAUUUUUUAGGUAACCUCUUUUCCCAUGUUCUGAGAUCUGGGGGGCUGCAACAAAUUUUAUCAACAGUGUCCUUGUUGCAGACACUUCACAGCAUGUUUGCCUUUUGUUAUAUUCAAUCCAGGAAAGACUAGCAUGCAUUUUAUCUCCUAAUCUUCCAGUCCAUAUGCACUCACUCAACGUAGCACUUCAUAUCCAUUAAACAGACAUACAAACUAAGGAAUGUUAGUCUACAUUAUGCAUUUAAAAAAUAUUGACAUGUUGUUUUCCCCCAUCAAGUCAGUGCCAGAGUGAGCCCAAUUAGGAGGUUGAGGUUUCCUUUAGUUGGCUUGGUUUUCAUUAAAGGAAAAAACUUGCAUUGGAUGAUCAAAGCCCCGUGAGUUGCAUAGUCUCACCAAUGUUUUAAGAUAGGCAUUGCAUUAAAGCACACGCCAAUAAUCUCUAUACCCAGCCUUCUUGACUGAACUUAAUAGUGACCACAGUUUAUUAGUUGCUUAGAAGUGGAUUUUUAAAAAGCAAUUAAAUACACACACACACAUACACAUACAUACACACUUCUCAUUAUUAUUACCUAACUAGUGUUCAUCCUGUAUUUCUCUGUUUUUUUAGGAUGUGCACUUUCAGUUUAGGAUUAUAACUCUUGAUAAUGUUUCUGUGAGCCUUUAAUGUGAUUUAUAGGAAGGCUGGGUUAUUGAAAUCACUAUUAUACCUCUUGUAUAAAUCUACUCAAAAAUUAGACCUGCUUGGGGAGAAUUCUUGGACAGGGUCGAUGUUGCCCCCAUCCAUGGGGGUUUAAUGACCUUGUUGUUAAGUGCUCUACCUCCAUAGGGAUCCUUUAGUCCCAAGGAUGAAAGCACAGUAGGAGUUGGUAGCGGGCUUAUUGGGUAUCUCAGUAUCUCUUGAAUGUGAUGUAUUGCUUUUGCCGCCUCCCUAUCCAGCAGACAUGAAGCAAAAUGAAAAGGCAGAUAUCUGGAAUGGAGGUGCAUGUUGUAAUCAAGGCAGAUAUUUGCCUUAAUUAAGGAUCUAACUCCUCUUUAAAUAUUAGAGAAGUGCUUUGGGCCUGAUUGGGAGAGGAGGCAGCUUAACUGGAAAUUAUGCCCAUUUUACUAUUAUUGGAGAGUAGGAUGUCAGAGCUGAGAGGACCUGUACCCAUCUCCUGCAGUUUGCUUGUGGGGAAAUCGAGGCCCUAAGAAGCCGGUUCCUUGCCCAAGAAUCCAUAGAAAGAGGUAGCUGGUGGCAGAGUUGGGAUGCCAGCCUGAUUCUAAGUUGAGUCUUCUAGCCUCUAGCAAUACUAAAAAUGGAUUAUAAGGGUUUCUUCUAUUUACCAUGUUGAAUUUUAUUUACUUAAUCAGCCUUAGAAUAUGAAAACACGUUUUAAUGAGUUUUAGAUCUAGAUAUUUCUCUUGGAUUGAGGCAGAAAAUAAAGUCUGAAGGGAAAGAAUAUGAUUGAACUAUUUGUUCUUUUGAACACCUCACCUUUCAUGAUGCAAUAAAUUACUCUGAGUUUCUUGGCAGAACUUUUGACAGCUGUUGCUUUGAAUGGAUUCCAUUCCUAUAUUCCUUAUGGGAGUUUGUUUUUAAAAUAGACUACUGUGAUUGAAAUGAACUCAAUAUGUAGUAAGUUAUAGUUUUCUUCAAUAUAUCUUUGGUUACUUGGGUUGCAAAUGUUCAAUUUCAGCAUAUUUUAGGGUGAGUAAUCAAAAACGUGAAUUUCCUUUGAUUUCCUACCAAUGUCUGAACUAUCAUAAAGCAUUCUUCUCUUCAUAUGUGACUAGGUUCUGUAGUCUGUUUCUAAAUGAUAUUUGUUUAUUUCUUAAGUGAUCUCACAACCAUGGUAAUAAUAGAUGUGUACUCAGAAAAUCAAUAACAAAAUAAUCUGGAAUGGGUGUGUUUCUUGCAAUUAAAACAGGCAUUUGCAAAUGUUGUCUUCUAAGCAGUAGUUGGAAAGAUCUCAAUUAUAGUAUAACACCUUAGAGUUAAAAACAUUUGUUCAACACAAACUAGAAUCACACCUCCUGACUAGAUAUCACCAAGGGAAUGCAAUUUUAAAAAUAUAAAAAAAGAAUUUGAAAUAUCAUAGCAACCAGAUCUUCCCAUAUUAUUGACAAGUAGAACUCAGUAGGUUGUGGUUUGAACAUUAUGAAUGUGAACAGACUGAGCUAUCAGUUCAGAAGUCUUUUUUUCCUCUAGUUAAAUAGAACACAAGUAACUUUGGUUUCUCUUUUGAACCGGUUUACUCUGUUUCAAGUGUACUCUUUUUUAAAACUGUGAUUUCAAAGGAUCGCUUGAAUUUGCACUUUAGUUAUGGGUGUUUUGUUAUGGUUUUUUUGCAUCAUGACUCAGUGUGGUUCUCCUACUAAGAAGUGGGGAUUUGGGUUUUUAGAGCCCUGAGGUGGCAUAUCUUGCUUCUCCUUGGGCACAGGCUAAGGGAGACUGCCCACCAAUGCCAACAGAUCGGUCAUGGAUGGCAAUUUGAAUGUGAGUCUUACUCUGUGAGGCACCCUGCUUUUGCUUGUUUGCAAUGAGAAAUGUAGCUAGUUACAUGACCCUCCCAAGAGCAACAGUAAGAACUUCAGACACAGAGGGUCAGACUUUAAAAGCAAUGCAAGCAGAUUCUAAGAGCUGCUUCCCUCCCCAAAAAUAGGCUUUCAGAGGUUGCCUUACAAGCGUUCCCUAAAACAGUCUGUUAAUGUGAGCAAGACAUCCCAGGUACACAGUUGCUUUUAGGCUUGUAUAGUUAUUUUCUACAUUUACUAAUACACUUGAUGAUAAAGGAACCUUUUCUAAAAGGCAUUGCAGGGUUUCAAUUGAGAGGACUUGUUCUAAUUACAGAAGCGUUGCUCUGGUCUCCUGAGUUGGAGAAUGUUCAUAUUUUAUGUUUUGUCAGUUCUCCUGCCUUGCUCUUAGCUAAGUUCAUGGCUGUGGGAGGUUGGAGAAAGUGGGUUUAUGACUCUGAAGACCAGAGGAUAUUGGACUUUUAAGAGGGCUUGAGUUGGGAUUUGAGGGCUACAGCCCUCAAAUAUUUUUGUCUUCAGCACAAAUACGAUGUUCAAGUGAGCCAGAGGUGGGAAGAGCCAUUUUAGUCUUCAUAGCAGUGGGCCCGGAGAGAUCAUGAGCUGAUGGUCUAUUUUAAUCUUGAAAGUAAAAAUGUAUAUUUUUUCACUACAGGUACAUUAAACAGUAAAAUGAGUAACAGCAAAGUAUAUAUUUGAUGCCUUCUGUCUUUUCAUGAUGAUGUGCUAACAAGUUGUGUUAAUACUUAGCCAGAGUCUCAUUCAUUUGCUAAGCAUUGGGAAUAUUAUGUAUAUUGAUCUUAAGCAUAAAUAAAUAUAGGGCAUCCUAUAUUUGGAUUGUGACUUGUAGACUCAAGCUAACCUUACUGCCUCUUUUUCAUAUUUGUUGGAAGGUGUGUUAAGAACAUAGUAGGUUAAGAAUUUCCAACUUUAGAAAAUGUACAUGAUGUGAAACUGGGGUGCUAUGUUAAAAAUAAAUGUAUGAUAACUAA
Molecule: messenger RNA, 7360 nt
Organism: Equus caballus (horse)
Lineage: Eukaryota; Metazoa; Chordata; Mammalia; Perissodactyla; Equidae
Gene: REPS2
Product: RALBP1 associated Eps domain containing 2
Biological process (GO): clathrin-dependent synaptic vesicle endocytosis; endosomal transport
Cellular component (GO): plasma membrane; intracellular vesicle; cytoplasm
Molecular function (GO): molecular adaptor activity; calcium ion binding; protein binding
Source: RefSeq, a predicted model, not a curated record